CCUUAGUGUAGGGAGACACUGUCCUCCUUCGCACCUUCUUAGUCUCCCCUUUACCCCUCCCUCCGCAACCCUCGCCCUCCUUUCCCUCCAGACACUCCUCUCUCUGGGGAAGAAGCAAGCCCACCCCUCUGAGCAGCCUCACAACCCAGCUCUUCUUCUAACUAAGACCUUCAUCCCUUUGCCCCUGGCCUCUGGUUCCUCUCAGAAAGAAAAAGCCUUUAUUAUUCUCAAAUACUGUAACCCCCACUCCUUCCCCCUCCGUUCCCUCCUCAGCAGGGGAGUGUGUUGUCUGUGGUUUAUUUGUCUGGAAGGAGGCGUGUGAAGAAGCAACUCCCAGCUAACUUGCAAUACUAUAUAUAUAUAUAUAUAUAUUAACUUGCAAUACUUUUGAACAUGCAAACUAUAUAGUCAUUGAGUUGUGGUGGAGGGAGAGAUAGUCUUGGUAAAACUCCUCUGUUGUGUUGUGUGUUUGUGUGUCCUUUAACCCCUGUGCUCCCCUGCCUUGGUUUCCUUGCCUUCCUGUAACACAAUUCUCUUUCCUGUCUGGUGCUGUUUCUUUUUUUCUUUUUGCCCUCUCAGAAACCCUUUCUGGGCACUUUUCCUUUCCCUCUGGAAAACUCUUACUGAGACUGCCUCCCCUUUUCCACUUUCUCCCUUUCCUUGUUUCAUAUUAACAGGCUUCAUUGCUUGCAUUUUUUGCUUUUCCCACUCUGGAGCCACUAACUCCUUCCCCCUCUGUUUGGGUUUGGAAACAGUACCCUGAAAUAACAGUUUCUUCAUUCCUCCUUCAUUCCCCCUCCUCUUUCAGCCUUCAAGCUUGCCAUCUCCUUUCCUUUUUAGGCUUCUUUAGCCAAACUUGUGUUUGCUUCUUCAGAGGCAGCUUCCGGAAGGGGGGCAUGUGAAAGACUAACUCACCACUAACUUGCAAUACUAUAUAGUUGCGAUACAUUUGAGCAUCUAAACUAUAGGGUCAUUGAGUUGUGGUGGGGGGAGACCUAGUCUUGGUAAACUCCUCUGCUCCCACUUUCCACCUCUCUGUGGGUGGAGAAUAGUAUUUGGAGAGAGAGGCUGAAGAGGAGGAUGCCAAGGAAACUGCUGUUACCUUAUAAAUCUGUUUUUUCUCACUCUCGAGUUCCGAGGGGUUUGCAUGAUUCCUUGGCAAUGAAUGCGGCCAGAAGUGGCUACCGGGUCUUCUCGGCAAACUCCACAGCAGCCUGCACAGAGCUGGCAAAGAGGAUCACAGAGCGUCUUGGGGCUGAACUUGGAAAAUCUGUGGUGUAUCAGGAAACUAAUGGAGAAACAAGGGUCGAAAUAAAAGAAUCUGUCCGAGGGCAGGAUGUGUUCAUCAUUCAGACAAUCCCCAGAGAUGUGAACACUGCAGUGAUGGAACUGUUGAUCAUGGCUUAUGCACUAAAGACAUCCUGCGCCCGAAAUAUCAUUGGGGUAAUUCCCUACUUCCCCUACAGCAAACAAAGCAAAAUGAGGAAGAGAGGCUCAAUAGUCUGCAAACUCCUUGCUUCCAUGUUGGCCAAAGCAGGUUUAACUCACAUCAUCACCAUGGAUCUUCAUCAGAAAGAAAUCCAGGGCUUUUUUAGUUUUCCUGUUGAUAACCUGAGGGCAUCACCUUUCUUACUUCAGUAUAUACAAGAAGAGAUUCCUGAUUACAGAAAUGCAGUAAUUGUAGCCAAGAGUCCUGAUGCUGCUAAGAGGGCCCAGUCUUAUGCUGAGCGGCUGCGGCUGGGACUAGCAGUCAUCCAUGGGGAGGCACAGUGUACAGAGCAAGACAUGGAUGAUGGACGACACUCACCUCCAACAGUAAAAAAUACAACAUUGCACACUGGUCUGGAGCUGCCCUUGAUGAUGGCCAAAGAGAAACCACCAAUAACAGUAGUUGGAGAUGUUGGAGGUAGAAUUGCCAUCAUUGUGGAUGACAUAAUUGAUGAUGUGGAAAGCUUUGUGGCAGCUGCAGAAAUCCUGAAAGAGCGUGGGGCUUACAAGAUCUUUGUUAUGGCCACUCAUGGGCUCUUGUCUGCAGAUGCUCCACGUUUGAUUGAAGAGUCAUCAAUUGAUGAGGUGGUGGUCACCAAUACAGUUCCUCAUGAAGUCCAGAAACUGCAGUGUCCUAAGAUAAAGACUGUGGAUAUUAGUUUGAUUCUGUCUGAAGCCAUCCGCCGAAUCCACAACGGGGAGUCCAUGGCUUAUCUCUUCCGCAAUAUUACAAUGGAUGAUUAGUUUCUUUUUGUCAUUCUGCCAUCUGGUUUCCUCAAACAGAAGAGAAGAAGAAAAUAUGCAUGAAGAAACAGUGCCAUAGUAUAUUGUUAUUUUGGGGGGAAGCUUUGUAAUGGGUCUGGUUGUUAGGGAGUGAUACCAUGUGAUCCAAGUAUCUAAAUUUCUGAACCAGCUAACGGGGCUGUUGGGUCAAGAUGCAAAUAGGCAUUAGAGUCUGUUAUAAAUUUAUCUGAAUGAUGACUGUGGUAGCCUUUUGCUCUUGUUAAGCAAACUGAUGUGUUACAGAAGAGUAACUUCAGUGAGGAUGAAUUUAGAGGCUUACUGUGCUUGUUAAGUUGAAGUAAGCUUCACAAAUACUUUAGGCAUAUAGGUACUCAACCUAUUUGGAUAAAAGUGUGUGUUUUCUUUUCCUACAUUGCUGGUAUGUGCAAUGCCCUUUUGUAAGCUUGGGAACCAUUCUGAAUCUCAUAGAUAUUCAAAGCUUUUUUCUGUGAUGUCAUCUACUAUUAGACUAAUUUGAUGGCAGCCAUGCUAAUUUGGGCAGCAAUAGUAUGACUUGAAAUGGUUCCAGAGUUGUAGCAGAAAAGAAAGUUCGACCUCUCCAUUUGUAGUUUACUAGGUUCCAAUCUUGCGUAGGUAGAACAAAAGAAAGUUGAGGGACUUCUUUGCUUCUUGCUACACUGAAUGUGUAAGAUUAAGUAUAGUCUAUUGAGAUUUGCUUCUGGUGGCACUUUAUGUUCACACAUGGCCCAAAAUCAAGGUAUGUAAUCCUGAAAUUACAAACAAAUUCAUGGAAUGCUUUCUUGUCAGUUACGCAGUUGUACUCUCUGAUGCAGAAUGGUUAGCCUAACAAAAUGGUCAUUACUAUUUCUUCUUUCAGUUAAAAUGAAAGUGGGGCUUUCAUCCUGCUUCCCACUGCAGUAUCUUUUCAAUGUUACAUGAAGAUGGCAUACAGAACUUUAUCCCUGUUUGAGACUAUCAUUUUAUGUCUCCUUGGAAGUGAAACUGUCUAACCUUUGCGCUGUGAUUAUUUUCUUCUCAGCACUUGCUCUUAUGAUGCCAGUGUUCCACUCAUAAAAUUCCCACUACCCUCCAUCAGAUCCUCUCUCUGUGUGGGACUUAGCAUCUACUCUCCAGUUUGCUGUCAGGUCAAUAUUUUCUGCUCAUUUAUAUGGAUGAAUAACAUAGGCAUAUGAUGGCAACAGUGUAACGUAUUUUCCCCAAGAUGAUUAUAUAGCUCAUGUUCUAAAAUCUGAGGAUAUUUCUAAAUUUUUAAAUAGAAUCACUUUGUGUAAUGUUUAUUCCAACUACACUUUUGUUAAAAAAAAAUUGAAGGUGCCAUUUUUGAUCAUCUGUGUCUACUGAAGGCUGCUGCACUCUGCCCAUGGAUAAUAUGGGUAAGGUAAAAUAAACCCAUGCAAGCUCCUGUUGCUGCUUGCCUUCCCCAGUAGAACAGCUAUUCAGAAAGGCAGAGCUAUCAUUGAGAGAGAGGCAGAGAACACAAAAUUUGGUGCUGGCUAUGCCGCUCCCUCCAAGGAGGUCUCUGCAACACAAUCUGGUCCAGAGGUUUUCUAGUCGUAAUCAUUGUGAUUUUGACAGUGAAGUCAUCUCUGCUUCGUUUGGUCACAACUUUUCCCUUUAGUAUUCUGUGUCCAGACUCCUAUAUCUUAACAAGUCAGUUGACAGAAGCAUUGUGUUAGGCAUACUCUCCCGAUUUUGGUACUGGAAUGAAAGAAGAAAAAAUACACUUGGUAUAAUCUUGCCCUUAAGAGUUGACUCAUGCAGAUAGGAACUCUGAUAACAUAUUUAUUUCCAGUUCUUCUCCAGCUUUUAAGCCCCUUGCCUGAGCACACAUCUUUUUACACCACUUCAUAUCUCUUGUUUGGAUUGUUUUUCCAAGCCCUGCUUUCUUCUUGGCUUCUUCUGCACAACCAUUCCCUAGCUUUUCAGUCCACUGUUUUCCCUUCUAGCAUCAAUGCCAAUAGCUGACAUCUGAAAGUGGUUUUUGCUAUUAGAGAAAGUACCUCAAGUGCACUCCUUUCAUAAUGUAAUGUCUUAAGUGUAGUAGGGAGACGGGACUUUCAAGGACAUGCUAUCACUGUGGAUGCUACUUCAAAAGCAUAGAAGCUAUACAAUCCAUCUUCCUAACGCUUCAUAAUAACUAAUUACUUGUUAUCACAGACUUUUCAUGGAACCUAUUCUUAACAAGCCAGAUUAUUGCAGCAAGUUAUUCUAGGGGGGAAACUAUUUUUUUUAAUGUUGUGAUGGGAGUGUUUGCACCUUACGUUAAGUGUCCUGAGUGCUCAGUAUUGGGCAGGUUAUAAAUAAAUGGCUUCAUUACAUCUUCACUAACAGGCAUUUUGCAAAAUGAGCCAAUUGCUGCCACAGACUUCAUUGGUAUAGAUUGAAUUAAGUGGUGUACAGUAUAGAUUCAAAGAUCUUAAGAGCUUCCAAAUGCCCUCACUGAAAGAAAAAAAGGGGGAGGGGGAGACAUUCUAUUGUGGUAUAAAUAGCCCAUUCCAAAAAUGUGACUAAAGAUUAUUAGUUAACCAAUCUGAAUCAACAGCCAUAAUUUAAGCAUUGCCUCACCAAGGUAGAGAUAUGCUAGUAAUUGUGGAAAUGGAAUGCUGAACUUCAGCAACAUUAUACCAGCUUUGCAACCAUAUUGGCACAAAAAGACAGGGUUUAAGUGCCUUAAGUGUGGAAUGAUAAUUUUAAUUCACAUUUCUGAUUGUAAGAACCGAGCCAAGUAUGGUACAGUAUAUUUAUCAGACUGAUCAACUGGGAACAGCUAGUGAUGUUGAUACUGGCUGUCUCCUUCAGAUGCUAAGCAUAAAUGAGGCUUUUAAUAAGGGCCAUGCCUACAAAGACACA
Sceloporus undulatus (fence lizard) is the source of this 5103-nucleotide messenger RNA. It is a transcript of the gene PRPSAP1, whose product is annotated as phosphoribosyl pyrophosphate synthetase associated protein 1. Gene Ontology annotation, cellular component: ribose phosphate diphosphokinase complex; cytoplasm. Gene Ontology annotation, biological process: 5-phosphoribose 1-diphosphate biosynthetic process; purine nucleotide biosynthetic process. Bases 1081 to 2232 code for a protein of 383 amino acids. Lineage: Eukaryota; Metazoa; Chordata; Lepidosauria; Squamata; Phrynosomatidae. The record is from RefSeq and is a predicted model, not a curated record. Gene Ontology annotation, molecular function: magnesium ion binding; ribose phosphate diphosphokinase activity. The transcript is spliced from 10 exons.